Messenger RNA from Magallana angulata, 3269 nucleotides. Its product is annotated as prolyl 4-hydroxylase subunit alpha-1-like. The record is from RefSeq and is a predicted model, not a curated record. Gene Ontology annotation, cellular component: endoplasmic reticulum. The transcript is spliced from 15 exons. NCBI's taxonomy places the organism in Eukaryota, Metazoa, Mollusca, Bivalvia, Ostreida, Ostreidae. Bases 246 to 2099 code for a protein of 617 amino acids. Gene Ontology annotation, biological process: peptidyl-proline hydroxylation to 4-hydroxy-L-proline. Gene Ontology annotation, molecular function: L-ascorbic acid binding; procollagen-proline 4-dioxygenase activity; iron ion binding.
CCCGCCGGGCGAUAGACUCGCCUGGUUGGUAAAAAAUGUAACCUGAUAAGGCAGGCUCUGUUUAUAUGCCCAUGCUUCAUCUCAUUCAACAUUUCCGAUUCUCCAGUGUGCACGUAAGACACAUUUUAAAGUAAAUUCGCCAUUUAUGAUCGAGAAAAUUGUCACAAAGCGACUUGACUGGGAGUUUGUCAACGGCGAUCAGCUGUUUGGAAAGAAUUUCCUCUGUCUUCAAGAGAAAGAAAGUCAUGAAACUUUGGGUAACUUGUUUGGCGUUUGCUUGCGUGGCAACACUUGCUAGUGCCGAAUUGUUUUCAUCCAUGGCACAUUUAGAGACCGCUUUGUAUGCUGAAAGGGACAUCGCCGUGGCCAUCCAAGACUAUAUUCACGAAGAAGAGAAACGACUUGACAAACUGAAAAAAAUUGCCAGUGACUUUGCGGAUCACAGUGAGGCAGCCUUAGCCGGCGACAAGAACCUCCUGGCCAAUCCUAUCAACGCCUACCUCUACAUGAAGCGCUUCACCCUGGACUGGGACAAAGAAGUGGCCCCCAACUUCCAGAGCGACCCAGAAAGUGCAGUCCAUAAAAAGAUCGAGGAACUGAAGGGAUACCUCCCAAACUACGACGACCUGAGGGGGGCGGUGACAGCGUUGCUACGGUUACAGGACACCUACCAGCUGGACACUAAUCAGCUGGCCCAGGGUCGCAUCAGGUCAAUGAUGGCCAAACAGAUGUCAGCCUCUGAUUGCUUUGAAAUUGGAAAGAUGACCUAUAACAAUGACGAUUAUUAUCACACUACACUGUGGAUGGAGAAAGCUAUGAACUUGGUGGCUCUAGAGAAAAACCGCACGGUUCAGAGAAUGGACAUUCUGGAUUAUUUAGCCUUCUCUCUCUACAAAGUAAGCACAGAAUCUGAUGCCACAAAGGACAGAAUCUCCAUCAACAAAGCAAAUACUGUAGAAUCUCCCAUCAAAACCAAUGACUGCUUUGAGAUUGGACGACUGGCCUAUCUGAGGGAAGACUUUUACCACACCGCUAUGUGGAUGCAGGCCUCCCUAGAAAAGGAGGGAGAAGAGAAAAACAAAACAAUACCUAGGGAACUGGUUCUUGACUACUUGUCUUAUGCUGCUUUGAUGCAAGGUAAUGUAGAGAGAGCCCUUGUACUGACCAAUGAACUUUUGGCAUUAUUGCCUCACCACACACGGGCUCAGAAUAAUCGCAAAUACUAUGAAAAGUUGUUAGAGGAACAGCGAAGGAAGCAGUAUAGACGCGGUGAAGAUGGUGGGGAGGAGGACAAUACCGAGGAACCAAAUAAAUACACAGAGCGACCUCUAGACGAAUACCGUAAAUCAGACGAAUUCCAAACAUAUGAGAGCCUGUGUAGAGGAGAAGAUACACAUGAUUAUAAGCUGAAACACAAGCUGAAGUGUCGGUACGUUCACAACAAUAAUCCACGUCUGCUACUGAAGCCAGCGAAAGAGGAGGAGGUAUAUCUCAAUCCAUGGAUCGUCAUCUACCACGACGUGGUGUCAGACAAGGAGAUAGAUACCAUCAAACGGAUCGCCACACCUCUAUUAAGCAGAGCAACAGUCCAUAAUCCUAGAACUGGUAAACUAGAGACAGCAGAGUACAGGGUCAGCAAAAGUGCUUGGUUGAAAGAUGGGGACGACCCCGUGAUACAUAAUGUCAAUAACAGGAUAUCUGACAUCACAGGCCUCUCCAUGGCAACAGCGGAGGAAUUACAGAUUGCUAAUUAUGGACUUGGAGGUCAAUAUGAACCCCAUUUUGACUUUGCAAGGAGAGAAGAAACAGAAGCUUUUCGUGACCUUGGAUCUGGUAACAGAAUAGCCACAUGGCUUACUUAUAUGACGAAUGUGGACGCCGGAGGUGCAACUGUGUUUACCCACAUUGGUGUUAAGUUAUUUCCCAUCAAGGGAGCUGCAGCAUUUUGGUACAAUUUAUAUCGCAGUGGUGACGGAAUAUUUGACACAAGACAUGCGGCUUGUCCAGUCCUGGUGGGCCAGAAAUGGGUGUCAAAUAAAUGGAUCCACGAGAGAGGUCAAGAGUUCAGACGACCCUGCAGUGUUAAUAUGGACGAAUAGUAUAGACUACUCAGGGCUAAGAAAGAGUUACAAAAAUUCCAGAGAACAUGUUUGUGUCAACUGUUUUGUGGUCUUCCGGGUGUUUGUAAUUCUAGUCUUUUGGACUGUGCCAUGUUUUUUUUUUAAUAUUGACAAUUGACUUUGUCACUGAAGGAGAAAAUAUCCAAGUCUUCUAACGUGUCUUUCAUUACAUUUAAUCCAUACAAGACAAAUCUGGAAACUUGCAGGUUUUUUAAAAAGGAAGAAGGAGAAACUUUGGAAUUUUCAACUUAAUUUUAACUUGCUUAAUUCAUGGCAUUUACAUGUAUGUGAUAAAUGUUAAUCGUGAUGUACGAUUGUGAUCAUGUUUUCAUUUGAGUGAAGAAAUGAAGAGAAAACUAACCAUGGAGUAUUCAUAUGAGAGAAUGAAAACAACAGACCUUCCUUUUGAUAAGCUUUUAGUUUUAUCCUUUAAAUGUAUCAUGGGAUGGUUGAUUUUGUUUUAGAUUUCUCUUCUGUGUUUGUUUCUUUUUACAUGUGCUUUUCUUUUGCUAUUUGCAAGUAUAUUUUCCCAUGGAAGAUUUGCUUCGAUCAUAAAUUAUUGCUAUAUCAACCAAAAUAAAGCAUUUAUAUUAUACAUCUUUGAAAUCCAAACUGCCAAAUUUGCUUUACUCUGAUAUUGCGUAUAUGUUAUGUACAUGUGUCCAUAUUCAAUACCUGAGCGUAUCUACGCACAUUUAGGCUUUUCUGUAGGAAACUGCUGUAUGGGAACAUGAGGUGCCUUAAUGCGGAGAAUUUGAACAAUGCCUUGACGUGUGAAAAACAUUUUUCUUUCAAAUCAUCCAUGUAUGUGUUGAAGGAAGAGGUUUGGUAUUAAUUUCAAUAUUUUUAAUUUAAAAGAUCUUUUAUUUUCUUUUAUUUUGUGUAUUGUUGAUUAUGUAUGCAAUUGACUCUGCUUUUAGCCAUUCUGAAUCUGUUGGUUGGAGGUAUGUGAUCUCGGUUUCUGCUUUGUAUUAUGCAUUUUGGUCAAAGACCACAAAACAGAUUAUUUUAUACAGCAUCAUUGUAGAGCUGAUAGUAAUUUUUUUUUUUUCAACAGUAUCUAGGUAUCUCAUCCUCUUUCAUGACAUGUGAUAAAUCAUUUCCAAAAUGUUAACUGUUAUUGAUGAAAUAAAGGAAAUGCUUACUGUG